GACACAAACCCCCGUUUUCCCGCCUGUGUUUGUAAUGGCUUCAUUCGUGUCCGGAAGCAACAAAUAACGACAGACAUUUGGUCCUUGCUUUUUAAAAAACACAAACAAACAAGUAAUUCUGGAUCAUUUUAAAAUACAUUUUAACACAUUUUUCCAUCCUGGUCGACAAGUCGUUGCCGUCUGUUUGUUCCCGCAAAAGUUCAACUCUGGAGACAACAGGUGCUGGGAUGAACAGGUCCAAGUCCAACGCGGAUAAAAGAUCCGAGCGGCCUGCAAUCACUCGACGAACACGCAGCUCCAGUACUGCACAGCCCUCUCAGUGCCAGGAUUCUGGACUGGAAAAGCGAAGGAAGCAGCCAGACUCGGACCUGAAUCAGGACCUCAGCCAGAAGACCGUGAACAGACAAGCAAGGCCUGCAAGUGAAGCAAAGCAGACCAAAACAAGCCCUGCAGCCUCCCAGCCAGGGUCAGCUCCGAAUGGCUCCUCUGCCACCAAAUCCUGCAGUGGUCUGGCCGCUGUGGCCCAGCUAAUGAAGCUGGGCCGCUGUAAGAAUGUGGUCGUGGUAGCUGGAGCUGGAAUCAGCACCCCGAGUGGGAUUCCCGACUUCAGAACUCCAGGAACAGGACUGUAUGCCAACCUGGACGCCUACAAUAUCCCGUAUCCAGAAGCCAUUUUCAACAUCGACUACUUCUCCAACGACCCACAUCCUUUCUUCUCCCUGGCCAAGGCGCUCUAUCCAGGAAGCCACAAGCCCAACUACAUACACUACUUCAUCCGCAUGCUGCACCACAAAGGCCUGCUGCUGCGAAUGUACACGCAGAACAUUGACGGCCUGGAGAAAGUGUGUGGAAUCCCAGAUGACAAACUUGUCGAAGCUCACGGCAGUUUUGCCACCGCUUCCUGCCACCUGUGCUACACGCCUUACCCGCCAGAGGAUGCAAAGCACAUCAUCAUGAGCGGCAGCAUCCCCAAGUGCACCUUCUGCACCGCAACAGUCAAACCAGAUGUUGUGUUUUUUGGUGAGGACCUUCCUCAAAAGUACUUUCUCCACGCGAAAGACUUCCCCAAAGCGGACCUACUCAUCAUCAUGGGAACGUCUCUACAGAUUGAGCCUUUUGCCAGCUUGGUGAAUACACUGCGCUCCACGGUGCCCCGCCUCCUCCUUAACCGACAUGCCGUGGGUCCAUUCGAGAGGGUCCCGCUGCGGAGGGGGGACCACAUGGAACUGGGCGACCUGGAGAACACGGUGCGGAGGUUUGCUGAAAUGCUGGGAUGGAACAAUGACAUAGAAGAGCUGAUGAAGAGUCAGGAACAAGAGCAGUUCAUCCCAACAUUGGUUAGCACCAUCCCGUGUAGGAGCAGAGCCGGCCUUAGUGGCAGCGAGGGGUCAGACUCCGACACGGACAGCAAAUGUUCAGCAUCAUCCUGCCCUAGCAACUGACAGGCGAGAAGUUGGAGACAUGCAUACUGAUCUUAAUCUUAUUUCCUCAUUUCUUACUGAGGUUCAUGUGUACAAAAGGAAAAACAAGCUCACUAUUUUAAGCACUUAUAUCACAAAAAUCUACUGUCCACUCUAUAUCAAGCUGUUCUUCUGAUAUAAACACUGUAUUUUAAACAAUAUUUAAUAAAGCUUAUGUCUACAAGGUGUUUGUU
This is a messenger RNA of Doryrhamphus excisus (bluestripe pipefish), 1654 nucleotides long. Its product is annotated as NAD-dependent protein deacetylase sirtuin-3. Gene Ontology annotation, cellular component: nucleus. The record is from RefSeq and is a predicted model, not a curated record. Lineage: Eukaryota; Metazoa; Chordata; Actinopteri; Syngnathiformes; Syngnathidae. Gene Ontology annotation, molecular function: NAD+ binding; histone deacetylase activity, NAD-dependent.